AUGGGUUUGUGUUGUGCUUGAGGUGCCAGCGGGGGUGAUGUCCCCCCUCAUGCUUUUCUGCACUGGAAGAAGCAGGGACUGAAAGGCUGAGGUGAUUCACACAUGAGUCAACAGCUAUCAGCUAUAUAAGCCUGACCACUCAUGGAGCCUGGGCAUCAUACAAUCCUCAGAUCUCAAAGCAGGUCUUGCUGCACUGUUGCAAAGAUUAAUACAACUCAACACAGGAAGCAUGUAUUUUCCAGCUCUUCUCUACCCAUGCAUUUUGGGCAUGCUCAGUCUGGUUCAUGGCAUUCCCGUUCAUCCAGAUAGGCUGAAAAACAUGGUCAAACUGCAGGCAGACACCAUUAUCCUCAGAAUCAAAGAUCACAAUGAGAAGUUGAAACUAUAUCCAAAGCUCCUCAUAGGGGAUCCAGAACUUUACCCCGAGGUUCCUGCUGAUAGACACAUCCAAGGUCUUGGGUCUAUUAUGGACACCCUAACUAUCUUCCAGAAGGUUCUCCAAAGGCUGCCCAAGGGGCAUGUGAGCCAGAUACGCAGCGAUUUGUCCACCCUUCUGGGUUACCUUAAGGAAAGAACGACAUCUAUGCAUUGCAUACUCAAGGAGCCAGCUAAUGGGAGGUCACUGGAUGCAUUCUUGGAGGAAAACGCCACCCACCACAUUACUCUUGGGUACUUGGCUUUAGACAGACUGAAACAGUUCAUGCAAAAGCUGAUAGUUAAUCUGGACCAGUUGAAAAGCUGCUAAUUUGAAUGAUUGUUAUUUAUUAUAUUUAUUUAAACCCUGUAUAUUUAUAGACCAAAGCAGCAUUUUGCCACAUUUUGAUAUGUACGAACUUCCCUGACGUUAAACGUGUAAGCUUAAAACACUGGCAUGCCAAACAAUCUGUCCUUGCCAUGUAAACACUAGCAAUCUCAUACCUGCAUGCGUUGCCAUGUCAUACUUCAUGCUGUUUGCAGGAUGACAUCAGCAUUUGCUGAGCGUGCUCAAUGAUGUCACUGUGUUUACCAGAAGCAGCGAGGUCAGACUCUGCUUGGAAGCUGGAAUCAUGUUCCCAUUUUACCUCUUGCCUCAACACCAGCAUUUUACACUCGCCGAGUGCCCUGCAGAGUUUAGUUCCAACCCACAUACCAUGUAGUUUUCAAAUAACCCUGAAGAAUUUGAUUAGUUGGAUCAGGUGUGUUUAAUUAGGGUUAAAUCUAAACCAGGAAUUGAGUUUGAUACCCCGAGUCUAAAGGGGUAUCUUUUUUAAAGGGGUAAAUGAGGUACACAUGUACUUUUUGAAAGGGUACGGCUCCAGUGGCAGUUUUUGUACCUUUUUUUUUUUUGAGUAUGGGGGAGAAGAAAAAAAGAUUUUCCUAUACAGUAUGAAUAUAUGCACUUUGCACUAGUUUUGUAUUUUGUGUAUUGAUGCUUUUAUAUAUAUAUUAAAUUUUACCAAUAAACAAAAUGUCUAAGUUACAUAGACACUUUUGCAAUUUAUUGUGGCUCUGUUUUUGCCAACACAAUUUGCACGUUUAUGGUUGGUCAUUGUAUAAUUUCCCAGUGAAAUCCAAUAGGACAAAUGCAGCAAUGGAUUUUUUUUUUUUUUUUUUUUUUUACACAACCAUUAACAACAGGCUUUCUUUCACCAUACAACUUAUGACUUAACUGUACAUAAUAAGCAAAAUCAAAUCUAAAUUUUGACAUCUGCAGUUGAAUAUCAUGUUCUUUUGGCUUUUGUAAGGUCAAAUCUAAAGCCUUGUUCAACAGAAAGCAUCUUUUGGUGGAUUUUAAAUAUUGCAUCCAAUAACAGUUCAGAAAUUGUGUGCACAUCUUAUUUGUGGAGACUAAAUUAUUCAUAUUGGCCAUAAGCAACCCUGAUCCAGACAUUUUAGUCAUUAAAAAACAAAAUCUGUUGUUGGAUAUCGGUAUAAUUUAUUUUGUCUACAGAAAUAAAAAAAGUUCUUUUUUUUUUUUUUUUUUCAGACUUAA
Carassius auratus (goldfish) is the source of this 1972-nucleotide messenger RNA. RefSeq lists its product as uncharacterized. The transcript has 3 exons. Gene Ontology annotation, biological process: signal transduction. Gene Ontology annotation, cellular component: extracellular region. NCBI's taxonomy places the organism in Eukaryota, Metazoa, Chordata, Actinopteri, Cypriniformes, Cyprinidae. The coding region runs from base 230 to 745 and encodes 171 amino acids. Gene Ontology annotation, molecular function: hormone activity. The record is from RefSeq and is a predicted model, not a curated record.